Molecule: messenger RNA, 3275 nt
Organism: Suricata suricatta (meerkat)
Lineage: Eukaryota; Metazoa; Chordata; Mammalia; Carnivora; Herpestidae
Gene: MATCAP1
Product: KIAA0895 like
Exons: 7
Coding region: 683-2098 (471 amino acids)
Source: RefSeq, a predicted model, not a curated record
UACGCGCGCCUUCGGGUGAGCGUGCGCGCUUCCAAGUGCGUGCGUCACCAGCGCUGGCUCUCGAGGGCCGGGCGGCUGACGAUUGGUCUUACGGAGCAGGAACGGCGGUGGCGAGGAGAGGAGCGAACAGGUGGGGGCGCGGUACGCGGACGGAACUCUCCCACCCCGAGAAGCCGGGAAGGCACGCGACUCGACCCCUACUCAUCUGACCGGGAACCCCCCUCCAUUGUCCUCUGGCUCCGCCCCCGAUUGGGCACGCCCUUUGCGCCAUCCUCCGCCUCUUAUUGGCUAGGGGUCACGCCCUUCCUCCAUCUCUCCGUCCCCAUUGGCUCCUCUGCCACGUUACCCUCUCCCAGAGGUUUUUUAUUGGCGCAGGCCACACCCUCUCAUUUGUCACUGGACUCCGCCUUAUGUCUGGGCUCCUCCCCAGCCAUCUUUCAUUCAUUCUGCCUGUAGUGCUAGGUGCUUGGGACAUGGGGGUCAAUAAGACCCAUUCCUGCCCUCAGGGAGUUAAGGGGAAGGUGGGGGGACACAGACCUAGGCUCCGACGGUGACAACUUAGGGUGGUAAAGAAGCCGCCUAGACACUGGGAGCCUCCAAGACUCCAGGAAGCCUUCCCGGAGGAGAAGUCGACAGUGUGGGGAGUUGGAGUGACUCGGCUGGAUGUGACCCCCAAGACAGAAUGGUGCUGGACUCAGGGGCUCAGGUGUAUGAGCAGGCACCCCCCAGCCCACCAGCCAGUCCCUCAUCCUUGUGCCAUAGGCUGAAGCCCUCAGACCGAGAUGGGACACUGCUGUACCCCUGGCCUCGCUCCCUGGCCUUGCCCCUGGCUCUGUCAGUCCCCUCAGCCCUACGGCUCCGGCCUGAGCUGCAGCCCUUGUCAGAGCUGCACUUAAGCCACCCUGGCCACAUGCAUCGCAGUGAGAGCACCUAUACUGUAAAUAGUACUGGCCGGCGGGGGAGUGGCACCCAGGGUCGGGCCCCACCUGGACGGGGCCGAGACCCAGGUGGGGGCACCCUGAGGUCUGCAGCCUCCCUUCCUCAUAUUGCUAAGAGUCGAAAGGAUGCAGGCCAUGGUGCCAGCAAGAGCCCUUGCAUGUUGGUGGCCUUGCGGCCAACUAACAUGGACCGUGAACGGGACAAGUUCUUCCAGUCCCACUACACCUACAACCCACAGUUUGAAUACCAGGAGCCCAUGCCCACAACUGUGCUGGAGAAGUACCGUGAGGCUUCUGGACAGUUCAUCCAUCAGGCAGUUGGCAUCAUUGAGGCUGUCCUGGAGAAGUUUGGUACCUAUGAACACUUUGAAGCUACAACUGGGGGCCAGCUGCUGACCAAGUGCCAGAUCUGGUCCAUCGUGCGCAAAUACAUGCAGAAGGAGGGCUGCGUUGGGGAGGUUGUCGUGCAGCUGAGUGAGAACCUACUGUCCCAGGCAGUGAUGAUGGUGGAGAACAGCCGACCAACAUUGGCCAUCAACCUGACCGGAGCCCGCCAGUAUUGGUUGGAGGGCAUGCUGCGGCACGAGAUAGGCACUCACUACCUUCGGGGAGUGAACAACGCCCGCCAGCCAUGGCACAGCACAGAGGGCCGGCUGCAGUAUGGUCUGCGGCCAGCGAACCCCACGGAGGAGGGUUUGGCCAGCCUGCACAGCGUGCUGUUCCGCAAGCAGCCCUUUCUGUGGCGUGCCGCUCUGCUCUACUACACCAUCCACCGUGCCUCACGCAUGUCCUUCCGCCAGCUCUUCCAGGACCUGGCGCGCUACGUACAGGAUGCUGAUGUGCGCUGGGAGUACUGCGUGCGAGCCAAGCGCGGGCAGACUGACACCUCGCUGCCUGGCUGCUUCAGCAAGGAUCAGGUGUACCUGGAUGGCAUCGUGCGCAUUCUGAGGCACCGCCAGACCAUCGAUUUCCCACUGCUGACUUCACUCGGCAAGGUGUCCUAUGAGGAUGUAGACCACCUGCGGCCCCAUGGGGUGCUAGACAACACCCGGGUGCCCCACUUCAUGCGGGACUUGGCACGCUACCGGCAGCAGCUGGAACACAUCAUGGCCACCAACCGGCUGGACGAGGCAGAGCUGGGCCGCCUGUUGCCGGACUGAUGUUUGUUAAGGACUAUAGGCAGAGGUCCUGGACAGAGGGCUCCAGAUCAGCCCCCUGAACACGAAGCUGGCUGCUCUUUGCUUCCACGGCUUAGGUGUUUCUUGGGGAACUGGGAGGGCAGGAGCAUCCCAGGAGGUAGGAGUGGCAUCAGAGGGUUUGUGUCCCUUGCUAGCCUUGCUGGGGUCUAAGGACCAGCAGUAGCAUGUCAGGCAAACUGAGUCUGCCCUCCUACCUCUGGCUCUCUCUUGAGCAGAAGGGAAGCUCGAGGGCAGGAGGGAAGCUGAGCAUGAUGGGGAUAGGGGGUGGUUUGGGAGUAGAAACUUGUUCUUGCAUGAGAUGGCUUUGGGUGUCUGCAUACUCCAGUCCCUCCCUUCCCCCACCUGGCCCGUUGGUGCUCCUUCAGCUUUCACGCUGUCUACCUCUCACUGGGUCCUGGUGGGGACCUCUCUUCUCCUGGGAUGACUGCCUCAGCCCAAGGACCUGGCUUUCACACAGACUCAAAGGGCAGGGAUCCUGGUGGUAGAGACCCAGCCGGGCUGGGUUGUGCUUUCCAGCAUUUUGCGUCUCCCACUGGUCAUGUAUUUAUUCCCUAUUUAUGUGCUCUGCAUCCUGGGUCCUGGAAGGCAGCAGCUUCUGAAGGUUUGGUGGAGGGAACAGAGCUCCUCUGGAAGGCACCACUGUUCCUAGCCCCACUCUCCUCUGCCCCUGCCCCCACCACACACACAGUCCUUCAGGCCUUGUGAGUCAAGCCCAAGAGCUGACCUGGCCCUGCCCCUACCCCCUUCAUUGGCCUGUGCUCUUCCUGUCUUUGCCCAUACUCUCACAGCUGGUUUCUGGCAGAGGGUGGCAUUGCCUGGCAGCAGUCACACUCAAGCCUGAAGGUCAAGCCCCUAGCUAUUGUCCUAAGUCUGAGUCCCUCCUGGACCAGGAGAGGUGUAGAGGUGGUUGUUGCUUCCACUUUCACCUCUGACUCAACUAUGUGACAUUGACCCAUUCUUACUCCCACCCUUGCCCUGGGAUUUCCCAUCUGUAAAACUCAGAAAUGCAGUUGGAAAGUCCUUACUCAUUUAGUCAGUGAAUAUGUGUAGAUCACUUUCUGUGUGCCAGUUACUGGUCAGAACCCUCACAGAGUUCCCAGUCCAGAGAGAAGCCAGACAAUUAAAACAAUUACAAUGA